Messenger RNA from Lachnellula hyalina, 2148 nucleotides. RefSeq lists its product as uncharacterized. Lineage: Eukaryota; Fungi; Ascomycota; Leotiomycetes; Helotiales; Lachnaceae. The record is from RefSeq and is a predicted model, not a curated record. The transcript is spliced from 3 exons. Bases 1 to 2148 code for a protein of 715 amino acids.
AUGGACAUCCCUCAUCGCGGUCUGAGGCCAUCUCUGGCCCUACCCGAAAUAUACGUCCACGAGUCGAACCCCGAGCACUUUCGAUCGUCAAGUAGAUCGAGCUCAUACAAUUCGACUUCCUCUCCCACGACUUCCUCUAUUCCAAUGUCAAUACCGCAUUCUAGGACAGACUUCGUACCCCCACCUCUUCCUCCGCCAACACAUUUAGCAGAUAUAGCUUCAGGAGGAAACAAUGGACCUGAUCUAGCCUGGAGGUUUGGGAACUCGCAUGGUUCUACGAGUGAUUGGGGGGGGUCUAUGUCCUCCGUUCCCCCCGGGUCGAGUCUCUACGGAAGCUUUGCAAGUAGGAAGGGCUUAAUGGACGACCGGCCCGACUAUUCUCGCCGCACAAGUUCUAAUUCGACAAUAAAAACUUCGGUGGGAGAGGGUCGUCAGGAGCACGCAUACCCCAAAGAUGAGGGCUAUUCGAGUCUUUCCGGGACGAGCAUUGGGUCAUACAGGUCCAAGUACCAAGAAUCUUCUUCGGCGAAAUCAGGUUUCCAGAGUCACGACAGAUUCCAAACAAAUGCACAGGCUUACGAUAAAUCUCUUUUACAAAAGCUGGACGCUCGAAGGGGGACAGAUGAUAAGUCACCUUCGCGGUGCUAUUCAAAAUCAGCUUUCAGCUCUUCGGCUAGUGACGCUUCACCCACAUCGCGCAUUGCUCUCGAGCAUAGACACCCCAGCCAGUUGAAGCCAUUGUCUUUGCCAAUCUUAACCAGCAGGCCUGGCUUCGUAGAAAGCCCUAUUGCCAUGUCUAGAUAUGGAGAAACUCCACUAUCGUCUGGUAUUUCUCCCGGAAACUCAUAUCCAAGAUUCGGGGUUCAGACUCAAUUUGAGUCCAAAUCGCCCAUUGACAGCGCGGAUUCCGACAGAUCUCAUCCAUUUAUUGGACGUUCUGGAAGCAGUUCUGUAAUGAGUGUUGGUGAUGAAGCUUCGAGUGUCACAAGCAAAUCCAGGGAGACUUAUGACCGUAGAAUAUCUCCAGAUCAUGAUGUAGACUUUCCUAUGGAAGAGACAGGGCUUAGGCGAUUGUAUAUUGACGAAUACUCUGGUCGAUCAGAUGCGACUACGGGUCAAAAACGACGUGCAUCGUCACCACCAGUAGAAGAUGUCCAAACAUUGCAUACAGCCGGCAGCGUAAGUGAUCUUUUCCGGCGGCGCGAGUCGGGAUCAAGAAGCUCCCCAACUCCACGAUAUCAUUCGAAUUCAGGGUCAGUCUCUUCUACGACAUCCGCCCCGCGGAACAACUCUUAUGCUUCUUCAACAUUAUCCAUUGCUGCGAGUAGCAUCACAAGUAUGAGCUCGUAUGGGCGACUUUCUCCAGGUGGGAUAUCUCCAGCAGCUUCAGACAUUCCGGACUCCCCUUAUGUCACGUCCCUGUCUUUAAAUCCAAGUCCACGCGCGUCUACAACUCAUCAGCGUCAAGUAUCAGACACUCGACCGCUUAUGACCUCGCGCAAACUAUCGGACAGUGUCAGCCAUGGAAAAUCCAACAACAUCCCAAAGAUUCAUGGCAUUUUCAUGUGUGAAUGCUGCCCGAAAAAGCCAAAGAAAUUUGAUUCUCAAGAAGAACUGAAUGCUCAUGAGCAAGAAAAGCAAUACGAAUGUGCUUAUUGCCGCAACCGUUUCAAGAAUAAGAACGAAGCAGAGCGUCACCAAAAUUCGUUGCAUUUGCGCCGCCAUUCCUGGUCUUGCGCUGCACUCUCGGGCUAUCCAGCCGCUUUUCACACAUCUCCAACUCGACCAAACGAGGCAGAUGCCUGUGGAUACUGUGGUGAGGAUUUCCCUCGCUCCGGUAUCUCUUCACCGCCCUCGGGUCCUCAGAUGGCUAUAGCAACAGACCAAGAUUGGGACAUCCGAAUUGCCCAUUUACAAGAGAUGCAUAAAUUUGGGGAAUGCAAUCAUGCCAAGAAGUUCUUCAGAGCGGAUCAUUUCAGGCAGCAUUUGAAACACAGCCACGCGGGUACCAGUGGCAAGUGGACAAACAUGUUAGAAAAUGCAUGUAUGAAAGAUGAACCUCUUCCAGAACCGAUCAGAGGCCCCGAAAGGGUGAGCCCUGGCGGGCCGAGAGUAGGGAUAAUUAGUGAGGAAGAGGAACUCCUGUGA